This is a messenger RNA of Paraphaeosphaeria sporulosa, 2262 nucleotides long. RefSeq lists its product as uncharacterized. The transcript has a single exon. Lineage: Eukaryota; Fungi; Ascomycota; Dothideomycetes; Pleosporales; Didymosphaeriaceae. The record is from RefSeq and is a predicted model, not a curated record. The coding region runs from base 294 to 1940 and encodes 548 amino acids.
CCGCCAGGACUGGCAUGUGAAAGGAGCUCCAUGCCCCAAGGAUUGCACGCCUCCGCCGCGCUCCACCAGUUCAACGUAUUUACGAGGGCUGUCCGCGAUCUUUUCUGUUCUUCUCCCGCCCCCUGUUUCUCCUGUAAAUCUUUCCCGUUGCCGUCUCGUCGUCAUCUACUUCCAACCCUGCCCAUCCAGUACCACGGGACGAUGUUUACGUGCACCUGACGGUGCCAAGCACUCCCGCUGCUUUCCAAGACGUCGCGUCCCAGGCUAGCCUGUUGCAUCGAUUGGCGAGCGAAAUGGCGGGUCAUGCCGAGCCAUCUCGACUCGCGCUGAGACAAGCCCAUUGGCACACCGCACAGGGAACGUGGUCCCCGUACCCACCAGAGACAAAGAGCGUUGUUGACAUCGAUGGUCUAGAGCACACGAGGGCAUGCUCGGAUCCAGUUCCCCAGUUUCAACCACGACAACAAUUGACGUGUGCGACGCUGCGCCACAGCGGACCAACGCCAGCUGCAAACGACAGUACUCGUCCGACGGUGCCCGCGGGGAACACAACACGCAGGACCUCCGAGCCGCUUACAAGGUCGGUAACAGGCAACACACGCGGUGACUCAGAUGGAGCGCGUGCAGCUAUUGGUAAACCUUCGCUGGUACAUGUUGUCAGCACAGCCCCAAAGCCGUUCAGCGAGUCGUCCGUGGGGCCCAGUUCGACGGCGCAUGCCCAGACCCUUACUCUAUCGCCAUCACCUGGCUCAAUGCAGAUCGCGCUAAAACCCCGCCUUUCACACCAGCAUACACCUAUCCCCACCCGGCACGUUACCAGCACCGCUUCUCAUAAAUCUGCUGUCCGCCACACAAAAUCGCCCAGUUUCCCCAGACUCACGAUAAACAUCCCUCAGACACAGAGCGAACACGGACACUUCGUCAUCGACAUGGCUACGUCACAAGAAUCUCCACCAACAAAAAAGACGUCACUGCCUGGCGAGAAACGUGUUACUUUCUCCAAAGAACAACCAGACAUCAUCCCACAGCCCUCAAAACGACGCCAAUCGUCUGUAAACCAGCGACCGUCAUGGAGCAAUGUCUUUCUUCUUCGCGAUUCGAAAGUGCGCGACGACGUUGCAGCGAGAAGUAGGAGCCUAUCGCCUGGACCGUCGAUAUUGAAAGAAGUCAGCGCGUUCAAGUCGGACGUAACGGACGCAGAGCUGAAGCAAGAUGAGCAUGGCAACGAGAGGAAGGUUCACAUCAAACCUUUGUGGGAGAAGGAUCUCAAGCGGCUGCCACGAGGCCGCCAGAAGACCAACGCCCUGCCUAUUCCCCAAGCAAAGGUUUCACGCAACGCCAGUCCCAGAGCCUUCAGUCCCGAGGAUGCAAGCCCGCGGGACGUCAGCCCAACGAGUAUGUCUGCACGAUGGGCAAGCCCACGAGAGGAUACGUUCGAUAAGGCUGCCACCUCACCUCACUCGAUCGUCGUGCACCCGCCGUCACCGCCCGAGUCAGAGGACGAGGACGAAGAUGUCAUCGAAGAAGAGUCUGACGAAUCGCCAUCGCCGCGGCACUCGCGAAAUUCAUCCAUCGAAGAAGUCGAGGCUACGCACAAUCGCUUCGGCAACAUGAAGAUCGACAUCGACGGCUCAUCACAUGCCCACCGGCACGAGAAGCGCAAAGACUCGGGCGACUCUCGCAAGGACUCUCAGGACUCCCGCAAGGACUCCCAGGACUGGCGCGAGUCCCGCAAAUCGUCGUACGGUCACCGCCGAGGCUCCCAGGCAUCACGCAAGGACUCAGACCAGAGCGACAAAGAUUCGGAUAGACCGCCUCCUCCCCGCCGGCGCUCGUCCAGCGCGGACCAGGCUGAGAUGUGGCUGCGGAAGUCGUCGAUUUACGGCGUGCGUUCCAAGGCGCCGCGGCUGCCUACACGACUGGGCAGCCUCAGGGCGUAGAAACAUUCACACGACUGUUUUUGGUGCUACGGCAUUCAAUGUACUCUAGCUUUCGAAGAGUUUGAUCAACCUGUACUAUAGCGAUGCAUCUGGACCGUGCGAGGGAGCGCGUCCACGACGUUACGACUUGUUAUGACUUGUAUGCAUGGGUUUGGGUCGGUUUGGAAUAUGUAGCGCAGACAGCCAGCUACAACGCAUAUAUGAAUCAACACAACUACGAGACUAACCUCGAAUGAAACUUGCUCUUGCAUCUGUGAUGGUGGAGGGCAUUCCGCGUGCGCACUUGAUGCGUCCGCGAGCGCACUCGAUGUCACGAACCCCC